CUUUCUCGUCACCUAUCUUUACGUCUGCUCAACGCACUAAACACGAAGCAGAAGGAAAACAACUUCCCGACAACACAGAGGAAGCCUUCCCUAAUGAGCUUGUUAUUAUAAGCUUCCCAGCUAUCCCCCUCCCUUAUACGGGCCUGCUCUGUCGGAUUUCAGCCCGGGUUGUGUCGAGACCAGCCUCCUAUCCAGCGCUCGCGUAUACACGCCGUAUCCGAACCGACAUAAUUUUUCACCAUGACCAUCUUCCUGGCUUCGUUAUUCCUCCCCAAGACGGUUUAUUUCAAGCUCCCCGCUACUUCGUCCUCUCGGGAGCGGAAAAGCCAACGUCAGAGCGGCAAGAAGAUCUCGAAACGGCCGCCCCUCGAGCUUCGUACCAGUCUCUUCCCCGACCCUACCAUUACGCCUCCAAAGACGCCUGAUGACGAGGAGGUCCGCAUUGACGAUGCGCUCUUCGUGAAUGAGGACGGGCUCCGUGUAGUCAACGUUUCGGACGACGAGGAGUUCAGGGCUCCGACAGAUGAAGAAUCACCGAAAUGGGGCGGCAGACCCAACCAACCCAAAUCGCAAGCGAAUCUGCCACCCCCGGCUUCUCUCUUGGAGCAUGCCAGAACCUUAGAGAAAGCCAAAGAGCUAGGACGUCAAGGCAUCAUACAACCUCGCGUAACCCGAAGUGAUAGUCACGAUCGAGUAUUCGCACACGCCGAUUGGCGCAUCGUGAAUGCUGACCAGGGAAAUGGUGGUCUCCGCAAUGCCGCCGAGGCCGCGGCACGCGCCGGCUACCCAGAGGAGUACUCGUGGGUUGGCACCUUGGGAAUGCCUACUGAUGCCCUCGAAGGGACACAGCAGAAGGAGGAGAUCAACGAUAGACUGGUAACCGAAUUCAACAUGUACCCCGUCUUUUGCUCGGACAAGGACUUCGACGGGCACUAUCUACAUUUCUGCAAGCAGAUCCUCUGGCCCGUCUUCCACUACCAGAUCCCCGACAACCCGAAGAGCAAGGCGUACGAGGACCAUUCCUGGCAAUUCUACGUCAAUCUCAACCAGGCCUUCGCCGAUAAAAUCGUCAAGAAUUGGAAGCGAGGUGACACGGUAUGGGUCAACGAUUACCACCUGCUGCUAGUGCCCGGUAUGAUCCGCAAGAAGCUCCCGGACGCCAAAAUCGGCCUGUUCUUGCAUGUGGCGUUCCCUUCAUCCGAGGUCUUCCGGUGCCUCGCGGUUAGAAAACUGCUGCUCGAGGGCAUGCUUGGCGCGAACUUGAUUGGUUUCCAGAUCCACGAGUACACUCGCCACUUUCUCCAGACCUGCAGUCGUCUCCUCACUGUCGAGGCGACACCCGAUGGCGUGCAGCUGGAGGACCGAUUCGUCAAUGUCAUCAACCACGCCAUCGGUAUCGACCCCCUCAGCCUCGACGCCCAUCGUAAAGACGAAGAAGUCACGAGAUGGAUCGGCAUCAUGAGAGAGCGAUACAAGGACAAGAAGAUCAUCGUGGCUCGCGAUAAGCUCGACCACGUUCGCGGUGUUCGGCAGAAGCUUCUCUCCUACGAGCUGUUUCUUAAUAAGAACCCUCAAUGGAGAGACAAGGUCGUUUUGAUUCAGGUCGCACUAUCUACCGGCGAAAAAACCGACCUUGAUGCCGCCGUUGGGGAUAUUGUCACCCGGGUGAACUCGAGCUGGGCCAAUCUGGCUUACCUCCCUCUCGUAUAUCUAAAGCAGGACAUUCCGUACUCUCAAUACCUCGCGCUUCUGACCAUCGCCGACGCUCUCAUGAUCACCAGCCAGCGCGAGGGCAUGAAUCUCACGUCUCACGAGUUCAUUGUUUGCCAGGACGGUCAGUUUUGCGAUCGCAAGCACGGAUCCCUCAUCUUAUCCGAGUUCACCGGCACUUCCUCGCUUUUUGGGGGGAAAGAAUUGUCGGUCAAUCCCUGGAGCUACCGACAGUGCUCUGACGCCAUAAAAAAGGCACUCGAAAUGUCCGACGAGGAGAAGGCGGAGAGAUGGCAAGGUCUUCGUGACGUCAUCGGCCAUCAUACCGGGGCGCAAUGGUUCUCAAAAUUCUUGGCAUCUCUGGAUCACGUCUACGAAGAACAACAUCGUCACGAUCAGACGUCUGUCCCCCGACUGAAUCUUAAUGUUCUUGGCCAGCGGUAUACCCGAAGUCAGAACAGGCUCUUCUUCCUUGACCUAGAGGGAACCUUAAUUCCCUAUGGCCCGAUGAACGAGAUCAUCCCCAUGAACCCCCAGCGCACUAUGGAUGUACUGAACGAUCUUGUCGAUGAUCCUCGCAAUACUGUAUAUGUCAUGUCUGGGCGCAGGCCGGAGGAGCUCGACCGCCUUUUCCGCGUGGUCCCCAACCUGGGUCUCAUAGCCGAGAAUGGUUGCUUCAUCAAACUCCACGGUAGGGGCAUCUGGACUGAGAUAGCUGAUCACGAUCAAGUCGCGUCCUGGAAGGAGUCGGUUCAAGGUAUACUUCAAUACUACCUCGAACGUACGCCCGGGUCGGAAAUUGAAGACCGAAACUGCUCCUUGAUCUUUCACUAUAAAAAUGCUGACGACUUUGCCAAUGCUGAACGGCAGGCAAGCGACUGGACCGGCCAUAUAAACGAAUCCUGCGAGGAGCAGCGAGUCCACGCCUUUCAGCUUGACAAUUGCGUCGUAGUCGAAUCAAUCGACUGGACCAAAGAGACGGCUGCGGCCCAAGCCUACGACGCCACAAGCAAGGAAGUUCAACAAACCCGCGGAGGCGCCGUUGAUUUCCUGAUGGUCAUCGGCGACGGCCGCGAGGACGAGAAGGUCUAUAGGUGGGCCAACAACCUGAGGAGCAACGGAGAGGUCAAGGAGGUGGUGACGGUAAGCCUGGGCAGCAGAAACACCGAAGCUACCUCUACUUUGACCCAGGGCGUCAGCGGCGUUCUCGUGACGCUGCAGAAGCUUGCGGGGCUUUUCUAGGCGGAAAAGAUCGCGGUCCCAGAGUGGGGCACGGAGCCGUCGAUGUUUCCGCUGGGCGUCUCAGUUAUUAAUGAUUUUGCUUGCUGGUCAUGGAGUUUAUGACACGGGCUCACGCGAUGCAACGGCGUUAAGCGUAGCGGGUUAUUAAUAGGUGGCGCCCGCGCUUUGUUUGCAUUUUUUUUUCUU
Molecule: messenger RNA, 3138 nt
Organism: Durotheca rogersii
Lineage: Eukaryota; Fungi; Ascomycota; Sordariomycetes; Xylariales; Xylariaceae
Product: glycosyltransferase family 20 protein
Exons: 4
Coding region: 241-2952 (903 amino acids)
Biological process (GO): trehalose biosynthetic process
Cellular component (GO): alpha,alpha-trehalose-phosphate synthase complex (UDP-forming); cytosol
Molecular function (GO): catalytic activity
Source: RefSeq, a predicted model, not a curated record